This is a messenger RNA of Anopheles stephensi (Asian malaria mosquito), 2106 nucleotides long. RefSeq lists its product as uncharacterized. The record is from RefSeq and is a predicted model, not a curated record. The transcript has a single exon. Lineage: Eukaryota; Metazoa; Arthropoda; Insecta; Diptera; Culicidae. Bases 174 to 2075 code for a protein of 633 amino acids.
GUCGCGAUGUGCGAGUAUUGAUUAGACGGCGAGCUAGCGUCAGACAGCGACAGAACUCGGGGGAUCGGUGACGUGCGCGUGUGUGCGUGAGUGUGUGUGUGUAAUUAGAAGAUCUGAUUCCUGUGGCUACGAGAGAAGAACUUAUAAGAACACGAGUGUCGAGUCUCGGGAAAAUGAGUGGCAAGUGCUGUCCCUCGUGGUGGUGUAGGUUGGUGUUGUGGACGUGCGCCCUAGCGGUCGGAUGGGUUCAGACCGAAACGAUACACUUUACCAACUCGCCGAAGCUCAUCAUGGCGUCGAAGAACUACACCACGUACGAAAUUGAGGUCCCAGGAUCGAAACCGAUCACGAUCAUCGAAGCAACCGAUCCGUACGAUCGUGCUGCGAGCAAUACUCACCGGCUGGACACAUUCCCAAAGGAGGUGCAACUACCCAACGGUGGACCGACGACAAGCUUCCGGACCAGUACCGGGCUAAGCGUGAGCAGACCGCACGCCCAGCAGUCUGCCGAACAGACGACCGGUACCCGUAAAACGCUCUACUCACCCGAGCUGCUGAACAAAUUUCUCAAGGAGUACUCGGAGAAGCUGCGCAACGCUGACUCCGCCACGAGAAAGCGCCUGAACGAGAUCACGAUGCUGAACAGCAACAUUAACCGAAACCAGAACGAGCUGGUGCCGGGAGGCGCGGCGGACGACGAGAAUCAGUACCGGCACAAGCAUCCACACCUGGGAGCGAUUGAGGCCGACGAGAGUGCUGCCGCCGCCAGCGAUCGCGUACCGCCGCCGGAGGAUGAGCCAAAGGUGGAGGAUGAGUUUGUGUUUAACGACACACACGAGCGGCAUGUGACGGGCAACGGCAACACCAACAAGCGGUGGUACCAGGAGGCAGGCCUGACGGGAAGCUAUCAGCCACAGCCUCCCCAAACCGGCCACAAAAACCACCCGUGGAACAUUAAGGACGGUUGGGUGACGCUCGAAGCUGUGCCGUGGUCGGAGAGCAAGGUAUCAAAGUGGCACGCCACAGGAUCGGAGUUGAGCAAGAAACCACCGGGGAAGGUGGCGACAGUGCAGCAGCACGCGUACGACAAGUACUGGAACUCCGGUUCGCUCGCCAGCGAAGAAACUCCCAAGUACAAACCCCUCGCUACGUCGGGCUCUAUCGGUGCGUCGAGCUAUUACGGCGGGGAUGCAGACGAUGGUUACGGGUACGGUGGGUCGUCAGCCGACAAUAGAUCACCGGUGAACCGGUUGCCACCCACCUCUGCACCACCCACCGAAUCACUCUACAACCGGAGACGUCCUACCGUAACGCUUUACAGCGAGCGCCCGGAUGCGGAUAGCAAUAGGCCGUCCGCAUCGCAACCGCAGCCUGACGCCUGGUACGAUCAGCCGCUUCAUUCCAGCAAUCCGUACGAUUCGAUGAAAGCGUACCACGAUCCUAAUCCUACCCCGAGCACCUCCAAUCGCGACAUCAUUACCGACGGCCGUCCGGCAAACUUUCCCAAAUUUGCUCAUGAUCGUCCCGGGCAGCAGCAGCAGCAGCAAGCGGGUUACGGUGUGGACAACACGCCACAAAGCCAGCGCGUGAAACCCGUAUCCUACCCGGAACGGGGCACUGGCGAAUGGGUGCUCAUCUCCACCACCAAGGGCUACCAGUACCCGAAGCGACGUCACGGACAGCGAGCGAUCACCUUUUCGCCAGCUACUUCGACAAGCCAUCAGACGGUAAAGCUGACGGUGCUACCGAUGAAGAACGCCAUCGAUAUGACCACCUCGCACAACGGUCUGAUUGAGGUGUCCUCCUCGACGCAAACGGUUGAGGAUGCGGUCAAGCAGCAGCAGCAGCAGCAGCAGAAGAAUAAACGCAAGGGUCAGCAUUCUGCGGGCAACAGUCUCGUGGGGCACAAGAAGAAGAAGCAUUCGGGCACGGUGACGUCCUCAGCGCAAACCUUCUCCCUGAUGAGGCGCGACGCGUCGCAGGACGGUUCGGCGGUGCUGGCCGCGGUUGGAGCUGGUAUGGUACCGGCCACCAUGGCCAUCCUGGCACCGAUGGUUCUCGGGCGAAAGAAAUAGUAGCCGCGCAAACACUCUCAGUGAUGAGAUG